AUGAAGGGCGCUCGGGUGUCUGGUCUUCUUGCCGUUAGUCUGGCGUCUUACUGCGCGGCGCUGGAGGCAUUCCCUGGCGCUGAAGGCUUCGGCGCACAGGCAACGGGCGGCCGCGGAGGCAGCGUCUACGUCGUCACCAACCUAAACGAUACUGGCGACGGUAGCUUCCGCGAUGCCGUGUCGGAGUCGCAUAGGAUCGUCGUCUUCGCGGUCGGCGGAGUCAUCAACAUCGACAGCCGCAUCGCGGUGAAGAACGACAUCACGAUUGCGGGACAGACUGCGCCAGGAGAUGGCAUCACCAUCUACGGCAACGGCCUCUCGUACUCGAACGCGGACAACACCAUCACGCGCUACAUUCGCUACCGAAUGGGCAAAGGAGGCGACUCCGGAAAAGACGGCAUCACCAUCGCCGACGGCGCCAACAUGAUCUUCGACCACGUCUCCGUCAGCUGGGGCCGCGACGAGACCUUCUCAAUCAAUGGCGACGUGUCGAACGUGACUAUCCAGGACUCCAUCAUCGCGCAGGGCCUCCAAACCCACUCCUGCGGCGGCCUGAUGCAGACGACGGGCGGGCUGAGCAUCUUCCGCACGUUGUACGCGGACAACAAGACGCGGAACCCGAAGGUGAAGGGCGUGAACGACUUCACGAACAAUGUGGUGUACAACUGGGGCGGCGGGGGCGGGUAUAUUGAGGGCGACUCGAGCGCGGUGUCGGAGGUGAAUAUCGUGGGGAACGCGUUCAUAAGGUGGGGGAUCCGUGGACGUGGCCGGGUUGCGCUUACGAGUGUUCGCAGCGGACCGUCGACGUCUGUGUCACCUUUCACACGCGGCAACAAGAACUUCAACGCCUACGUAGCCGACAAUUACUACGAUCCUGACCAGGACGGCACCCUCAACGGCCACGUCCUCUCCGUCGACACGGACAGCUACACCGACAUCACCUUCAAGGACGCGCGCUUCGACUACCCCGCGCCCGCGACCCUCAUGAACUCAACUGACGCCCUGGCGUACGUGCUGGCGCACGCCGGCGCGAGUCUCGUGCGUGACAGCGUGGACAAGUACAUCUUGGACGAGGUCGCUUCCUACGGCACGAAGGGCGCCUUAAUCUCGGACGAGGACGAGGUCGGCGGGCCGGGCACGCUUGCGGGCGGUGAGGCGCCGACGGAUACGGACGGCGAUGGGAUUCCAGACGAGUACGAGACAGCCAACGGGCUCGAUCCGCAGGUGGACGAUGCUAUGGACAUCGCGGAUAAUGGCUAUGCGAACAUCGAGAACUAUAUUAACUCGCUCGUGUGAGGCGAGGCGGGUCAAUAGCGCGGUAAUUGACCGUCGAACCAUGGUUUUUGCCCUUCCUGCUCGCCAGCUGCUGCCCAUCGGCACUUUAUGGUGUAGAUCUGACCGCGGUUGCGCAGCCAUGAUGCGUAUGGGAGAGACUCAUACUAUUCGGGAGAGUAUAUUCGACCCUUCUUCACUGCCAGUGCUAUACCCUCGGAUGUUCCAUGAAUUGACGAUGGAAGAGCGCCGCGGACGCUCUUCGGCCGUUGCCGAUAAAGGCGGCACGUCGGUCCGGGCUCUCUACCUCGUUUGCUGAAGUCAGAGUAGGUCCUGUCCACCGCGCGCAGUUCGAGCUUUGAGCAUGGCCUAACUUCAGACGACGGUUUCCCGAGGACCCGCCACACG
Schizophyllum commune H4-8 is the source of this 1680-nucleotide messenger RNA. RefSeq names its product polysaccharide lyase family 1 protein. Lineage: Eukaryota; Fungi; Basidiomycota; Agaricomycetes; Agaricales; Schizophyllaceae. The record is from RefSeq and is a predicted model, not a curated record. The transcript has 9 exons. The coding region runs from base 1 to 1296 and encodes 431 amino acids.